Linum trigynum is the source of this 2450-nucleotide messenger RNA. Lineage: Eukaryota; Viridiplantae; Streptophyta; Magnoliopsida; Malpighiales; Linaceae. The record is from the annotation of a GenBank genome assembly.
CGUCAGCAACUUCACCGCGGCCAACAAAAACGGUGAAGCCUUCACCGUUUUAGUUUAAAACGGUGAAGGCUUCACCGUUUUUAACAAAAGCAGUGAACCCUUCACCGUUUUAGUUUAAAACGGUGAAUACAUCACCGUUUUAGUUUAAAACGGUGAAUACAUCACCGUUUUUGUUUAAAACGGUGAAGUACUCACCGUGUUUGUCAAACGCGGUGAUGACCUUCACCGUUUUUGUCUAAAACGGUGAUGCUCAAACAUGUGUACUUUUGGAAUUUUUUUUAUAACUAAUGUAUUUUGGGAAUUUUUUUUAAAAACUAGUGUACUUUGGGAUUUUUUCCUGUCAUUUGUAUCCUGUCAAUUUCGUUGACCGUUAAAGAUAACGGUUGACCAAACGGUGGUCAACGCGAAGUUGACUUUUGUUGACGUGGCAAAAAAAGAGGCUGCCACAUAGGUGCCACGUCAUUGACCUAAUAUUUUUUAAUUCAAAUUAAAUAAAAAAAUGAGUUAAAAUUAAAGAAAAUGUAAAUUCAAUUAUGUUAUUAAACCAAAAUUUUAAAACAAAAUAAUAAAAAACUCUUCUUCUUCUCUGCCAAAGAUUCAAGCUUUGGCUCCUGUUUGAGAGGAAAAUCAAAGCAAGAACUCGAAAGAAAAGCCCCAUUGGAGUGGCACUUUUGCUAGUGAGCAGUAGAUGUUGCUCAUUUGAAAUGAAGGAGAAGAAUACCAAUUUGUUCCCUCUUCUUCUCCUCCUCCUCUCCUUCGUUUCCCUUUCCCUUGUCAACUCGUCUUCUGAUGCAAAGAUCCCACCAGCCAUUUCCAGCCAUGGAACACUCACUCAAGCCGAGGUCUCCUACCUCCGCCGGCGGCAGCUCCUGUACUACAAGGACGAGUUCGGCGACCGCGGUGAGAACGUGACGAUCCCGCCGGGCUUCGUCUUCGAGAACCCGAGGCCACCGCCGCCUCCACUCUUCUCCCCGCCGCCACCGCCAAACCAUUACUACACCGCCAACUCGCCAAAAAUCUCCCAAUCCGGCUCUGAGAAUCUCUCUGAAAGAUAACCCAACUCGCCAAUCUUUCAUCGUGCCGCUAUUAUGGCCCGAACCCAGAAAAUGGGGUUAAUUGAAAAUCAAAAUCCCAAAUCGGGUAAUCGCCAGAAUCCAAAUCGAUUCUUUUGAAUCCCAUCAUUGGAGACAGAGGGAUUCUCAGCCCAUGAUUCAUGUUCAAUGAUGGAAGAUUUUGGCGAUGAAUCUAAAGAGGAUUUGCGUAGGCGGCGGUUAAUCUUCCUACUCUCGCCCAUGCUCGAUUAAGAAAGAGAAAGGAAGAAGAUGGAAGUUGCAGUAGUGGGGUGGCUUGGGGUUGGGAUCAAACAUACCCGCCGCUAAGAUGGGGGAGGCAGAGACAUCCAGAUUGGAAGUCGAGAGAGAGAGAGAGAGAGAGAAAGAGAGAAUCGGCGAUCUGGAGAAGAGAAGUAGGUCGCCAGUGGAAGGAGCGAUGGUGCCGCCGAGCUACUGGCUCCAAUCGAUGGCGCCGCCUCCAGAUCCUCGAAACCCCUUCAGCUUGUUACGUUCGUGUCGGCUGUGUUGGGGAAGAAAGGAAGGAGCGAUGGUGCCGCCGAGAAAAUUGCAGCAGGAAGUCAUGGAGGGGGAUUCGGGGAAGAAGAGGUAGGAUUUUUUUUUAUUUUUUAUUUUAAUUAUUUUAUUUUUCUUAUUUUAUUAAUAUUAGAUGGAAAAAAAUAAUAUUAAAAAUUCCACGUCAGCUGCCACAUCAGUGCUGACUAGAUUUUCUGUUAAAAACUAACGGAAUCAUAGUUCAGGACACAGAUGGAAUAUUGGAAACAAUAGGACACAAGUGGCAUUUUCGCGAUAGUUCGGGUGUUGUAGUGGUAUUAUCCCUAAUUCUUAAAUAGAAAAAACACAUGAAAUCCCACCUAAGGCUUCCAACCAUCCUAGCACCGAAAUGUGUUUAUGUCCUUUCUUAACGCAACCAUUAAUCGCAUAACCAAUGCUAAUAUUGAUUAAGUAAUAAUUUGAUAACUUAUAUUCUCAUUAAUCUGCCAAUUCCCCACUAAACGAUCCAUAAUCACUAAAAAUCAGUUCAAUCAUGCUAACAUUAGAACGAGGUCUCCUCGAGGAAGGAAUCACCACCCAAGUUUAAAAGGUUCUUCAUAAGAUGACAUUAUCUGGCCUUUUUCAUUGGGUCAUUCUUCUUAUUCAUGCACUUCAUGGUGGUUUGGAAUAGGGAUGGCAAAAAUAUCCGUAACCGUGGAUACCGAAUUCGGCCUGAUCGGGUAGGGUAGAACCCGAACCCGAAUGACAUUUAGUUGGUAUGGGUAAAAUUCGAACCCGAAUAUUGCGGGUAAUGGGUGGGCAUGGGUUUCUUACUAUCCAACCCGAACUCGCCCGAUUAUACACAUGCAUAUGUAUUCUGUCUAGAAAUAAUCAUUUUUUCUCUAA